This is a messenger RNA of Amoebophrya sp. A25, 3250 nucleotides long. The record is from the annotation of a GenBank genome assembly. Lineage: Eukaryota; Dinophyceae; Syndiniales; Amoebophryaceae.
AUGCCAGUAGCAAUGCUGGGAGGUAGCCGCCGGGGCACGAUAUGUUAUAGAUGGUAGUGCUCGAUCGAUGUAUUCAACUUGUUCUUGAAUAGACGCGAAUUUGAUUAUAUAUCUGAGUGAUUACCCAGACGCAUUGUUCGAAAGUUUUAAGAUUACCCUGUAUCAAAAGACCAUCGCCGGUCCCUUGGAGAGUGCCAUUAGUUCGAAUGCCAAAAAACAUUUGUCGUUGACAUCAAGUGCUUGUGGUUUGUCCAAUUUUUUACGAAGACGGAUUGUAUAGCGUAAUCGUCUGGCUAAUUGUACAGACGCCAAAGGGAAUAAUUUUCGAGCCAGUUGUUGUACUUCUCUUUGGAUUUUUUGUAGUAGCGCAUGCGCAUCCUCUUGUUAUGCCUUUGAUCUGAAUAAGCCCUUGAACUUGAAUCCUCCUUGAAUCCUUCUUGUAAAGACAGAGUGUAUGAACCAACACGCUUUGAUGUUCACUCUCUCACAGGUGUCCUACAUAAGCAGGUAAUCCAUGGGACAGCUGCUAUACAUUUUUCUGGUGUUCGGCUUUUUAGCUUGAUCGCCGUUCGCUCUUGUGCCAAAAACCAUGUAAACGCUUCACUCUUGCACAACAGGUGCUUCCUAUCACAGAUCCGCGCUGCCAACACAAGCGCUCAACGCGUGCUUCUUUGCCGAAGAAAGAUCACUGAUGGACCGAGGUCACUGGAAAGAUCCUGCUCGACACAUGUUGUACUAAGUAAUCUGCGACAAUUAAGUCCUAGUAAAGAAACCAUGCUAUAUUGCGUUUCUGCUUUCGUGAAGCCCGUGAGAGUCUGUGGACUUUGGUGCGACACUUGUCUGUACGGGUGUGGCAUUAGGGAGAUGCCACGGAAUGCGCUUCCACGUUACGCCUACGACCACGUUGGUGGCAAGCUGCGACCUGGUGGGAGUUUGAACGCUGCGAGAAUCUUGCAUCAGGCCAAUUUCGGACGAAAUUGUAUCGUCUGUACAGCUCUCUUGCUUCUCAGUGCGGUAGUUCCGUACGCGUUUUUUUCCGCCGUAUGCAAAGACACGCCUGAGGAGGAGCUCUUGUUUAUUUUGUCCAUUGUUUCGCCACUCCUGUCCAUGGUAGCAGUUGUGGCUCCGAUGGUGAACACUGUGCGGCAGCUUCGGAGCUUCGCGAACCCCUACCAGCAGGUUGCAGCGUUCGCGGCAGGAGAAGACUUGGACGAGUUAGUGGAUGAUGGCAAUGUCGAGCAGGAAUCGUCUGUUCCAUCUUUGGGUAGAGAUUCAACAGCCAAACACCCAGGAGCGGAAAUCGAAAUGACCGCACCCACACGCGCCCUGGGUCUGUCGUCGGCACGCCUCUCCCAGGGUGAUGAUGCUUCUAGAAUUAGAGGACCUGAGCAGCAGAUUUCGGAAAAUAUGGAGUUGCGUGAUAUAGGACAGCGAGACGACCGUUCUGGAGAUGAGGAGGAGCGAACUCAGAUCUUGGACAAGAGAGGGGUAGAUGCCCUCUGGCCAACCUCUACGGAAGGAACUGAAUUCGAGUACGACGGUGAAGACCCGCACGCGAGCUUGUGUCCAGUAGCCUCGAGAGCCCUGGCAGCAUUAGGAAAACUCCCAGUCACGAUGUUUCGUACGCAAUUGGUCUGCGCGGUGCUGGGUGUCUCGUAUGGGAUUCAGGUUAGGAGCGAGCCCGUCGUUGUGAACAACAUGGUUCAACUCCUCUUUUUACUCUUCUACCUCUCUGUGGUUCGGUAUCUUGAAUCUUUCGUCGCGAUUAGUGCGUCGGCGUCCGACAGCGUCGACAGCGAGACGCACUUGUCCUUGCAAGAGGAAAUGGGCGAAUUUUCGUUGAACGAGGUUGACAGUCCAACCGGCUCCAUAACUACCUCUGGCCUGCCUGCUGAGCGAGUCGAUGAAGAUGAUGCUGAGUUUCGAGCGCAAGAGGCUAGCAACAGGCUUUUUGAUCAAGGCCGUAGUUUUGGAGAUGGUGAAGCAAGUGCAGAUAGCAACAGUGUUGUGCCAACGGCGGUCUCGGCGACGCAAAUCGGCCGCCAGAUUGGAGAAGAGCCACAUGAAGUGUGCAAAAACUUCGAUAUCAGGCAGCGGAAAAAUACAGGUGCAAAAUUGGUUAGGUCAGCGUUGACAGGAAGUGACGAUGAGUCUGGCAAGUCAAAAAGCUGGCGUAUAGGUUUCGUGCUCUCUUUUUCUAUGCGAUUGGGCCUUGUCCUCUUCAUUUGCGUUAACUACUGCUCGCUCCUGCUUGUGGGGAUAGCGAUUAUUGCGUCGACUGUUUAAGGCACAGAUAUUGGAAGUGCAAUCACUUCGCAAACUGCAUAAUGCACAAAGUUAGUUUUCUUUUCCUUCGAUAAGAUCCAAUAUUUCAAUCUUGAUGUUAGAGUUUGUUGAUAGAGUUGAUGCAAAAAGAAACUGCGUGAGUAAAAAGUGCGUAAGUAGAUAACUGUCAAUUAUGAAUUUUCAUCACGAAAUCACUUGGUGAACCCUUACACUCCCUUAUCGGUUGUCCUGUCUCUUGCCUCUAUAAAGCCCCUUCCUGAAUCUGGCGCCGUUGAUCGACCUGCCGCGCGUAAUUCAGAGUCGCGAUCCGGCUUCGUUGGAUGCGUCAAUCUGUGUGAUUUACCUGAUGAGCAAUGGAGUGUGGUCUCUCUACGGCUUGAUUCUUGAGGACUUUGUGGUCCUCCUUCCGAGUGUCGUCUCAUACGUUCUCUCCGCCUUCCAGAUGCUGCUCAUUCUUUGGACACGCCGUGCCCGCGUGACCGAAGAGUUAUGUCCUCUAGACAUGGGUUUUCUACUAGCACUGUUUCGUGUAGUCGCCGAUGCGCUGCCAUGGGGAAGUCGUGGAACAGGAGAGGAGGAGGAUGAAUUUGGUCAUUCAGAAAGAAAUGCUUCACAACUUCCGUAUUCGUUCAUCUUGACGCGUCGUGGAUCCGAUACCACCGCAGGCGGUAGUAAAAACAGUGCUGAUCCGUCUUUCGACCGCAUAGGAUCAUCAUCUACAGAAUUAAGUGGUUUCAAGAGAAAGCUCAGCAGAGAUCACAACCGGCGCACGGGAUCGAAGUCAGAGGUUUCUGCCAUGAAAGGUGGUCAAAAAACUGGGCAUAUUCAGUGGUCAAUGCCAUCCGAUCAGGAAAUGUUCGCAUCAAGAAAGCGAAAACGGGCACGCUCAAAACCAGGGAGCAAUGCAACAUACACGCCUAGUAAUGCCACCCUCACGCCAAUACGCGGCAUAUCUAAAAUAUGA